Bombus huntii is the source of this 2081-nucleotide messenger RNA. It is a transcript of the gene HtrA2, whose product is annotated as serine protease HTRA2, mitochondrial. Gene Ontology annotation, molecular function: protein binding; serine-type endopeptidase activity. The transcript is spliced from 7 exons. The coding region runs from base 23 to 1300 and encodes 425 amino acids. Gene Ontology annotation, biological process: positive regulation of apoptotic process; proteolysis; programmed cell death. Lineage: Eukaryota; Metazoa; Arthropoda; Insecta; Hymenoptera; Apidae. The record is from RefSeq and is a predicted model, not a curated record.
ACUAUUGGCUGGAAGUCAAAAAAUGGCUGCCCCCUUGACACGUACAUCUUGGUCCGUUUUAAAAAGAAAUCAGUUCCAGUAUAAACAACUCUUAACAAUUUCGUUUGUGGAUCGUUUUACACAAUACAAACAUUCGUACACGCAAGAUCAGAGGUCGCGAAUUUCUGACAAAACAAUUAGAAAUGUCUUGUUUUACACUAUUUUCUUCUCCGGUUUUGGUUAUAUUUUGUACAAAUGGAAAGAGGGUUGUCAGGACCGACUCAGCAACCUGAUAAAUCCUAUGUUCACGAUACAUGCUAAACCAGUUUCUUGGGAUGGAAAUGACAAUAGAAGUAGGUAUAAUUUUAUAGCUGACGUGGUUGAGAAAUCAGCUCCUGCAGUAGUGUACAUUGAAAUCCAAAACAACAAAAGAUUUGAUUUUCAAACAGGUAAACCGUUCAACAUAAGCAAUGGAUCUGGUUUCAUCGUUGAAUCAGAUGGUUUGAUAUUGACAAAUGCUCAUGUUGUUACUGCUAAGCCUAACACAACCGUCAAGGUACGUCUUUACGAUGGAACUACUUAUACCGGCGUCGUGGAAGACAUCGAUGUGCACAGUGAUCUUGCAACUGUGCGAAUUAACAAGAAGAACUUACCGGUAAUGAGGCUCGGUUCUUCUACAAAUCUUAGGCCAGGAGAAUUUGUAGUGGCUAUUGGAUCCCCAUUAGCUUUAAGUAACACAAUAACGAGUGGUGUAAUAAGCAGCGUAAGCAGGCAUAGCCAGGAACUUGGCCUUCUUAACAAACAGAUGGCCUAUAUACAAACAGAUGCGGCAAUCACUUUUGGCAAUUCAGGUGGUCCAUUGGUUAAUUUAGAUGCAGAAGCGAUUGGUAUAAAUGCAAUGAAGGUGACAUCUGGCAUUUCUUUUGCGAUACCCAUAGACUAUGCUAAAGACUUUUUGAAAAAAGCAGAAAUGCGCAGGAAAGGCAAAGGUACACAAUUUGCCGCAGAGAAACCAAAAACUCAAUAUAUCGGGGUUACAAUGCUCACCCUUACCCCGGAUCUUUUCUACGAAUUGCAAAAAAAAUUGAAAGGAAUUCCACACAACAUCAGAUAUGGAGUUCUGAUUUAUAAAGUCAUUGUAGGGUCGCCAGCACACUUGGGAGGUUUACAAGCUGGUGAUAUCGUGACGCAUGUGAAUGAUGAAGAAGUGGAAUCAUCCGCCAGUAUCUACAAAGCCAUAGAAUCGUCCAGGAUUUUGAGAAUGACUGUGAUCAGAGGCCUAGAAGUGUUACAUUUGCGAAUCGAGCCGGAAGAAAUUUAAAUUAUACAUCUAGUAGUACAAUUUAUUGUAACUAAAAUUGAAACAGAACUGCUUCGUCUAAAUAUGUCAUUAACGUUCUUUCUAGAAUUAUUUUCAUUUCUUUAAUUUUGUAUCUAUAUACCAUACAGUAUCGCCGCGUUAUUGUUUCGCGAGCCACGAUCAUCUAUCCAUUAAUAAAAUAAACAAUAUUUGACAAGAUUUAUUUCAAUCGGCAGAGUUACCAACAGGCCGAUUAUUACUUUGUCUUCAUUUCUUUUACUUCGUAUUUUCCAGUUGUCACGAAGAUUGAUGCCGUGACGAGGCCCUCAUUAUGUUAUCUGAUUGUCUUCUGCGUACGUGUACAUGCGUUUGUACGUCGGGUGUGGUCCAUUAGUAUUAUGUUUAUGUUGUUUACGACAUCAGUCGACCUCCGCAAAUAUGUGGCCGGAUCUCGAAGAGCGUAGCGUAGGCGUGGUCCGAGUAACUUUUAGUAUCCUUUUUUCUUUUUUUUUGAAAACGUUAUACUGGCCGCAGCGUCUUGUUGGAAUUCUUAACUACGUUUGCACUGUUGUAACAUCAUAUAGGCGUUACAUUAGUCAUCAUGUUAUAUAUAUACUUAUAUAAUUCUCUUAGAAACAAUAAGAACAGGCAACUUUUGAAAUAUUUGUAAAUUAAUAAUGAUUAACGAAUAGGAUGAAAAGUAAUUUUGUACUAGAAAUUUGUAUAAAAUCGUAUAUAGGGUAUCAAUGAUUUGGUAAAAUAAGUUAGAGUGGAAUGUUUUAAUAAAAUUACUUUAAAAGUU